AUGGAGGUCAGGGUAAAGAUGCCAGCCCGAAAGGGCAAAACCAAGGGGCCUGGAGCGUCCAUCGGCAGGGUGCCCUACGACGUCCUGGCUCCGGAGCAAGAGUUCGAGCGGGUCCAGACGCAGCUGAAGCGGAGGCCAACCCUCGAGGUGAAGAGGACGAUCCUGGAGAGCCAGCUAGAGGCGCUCAAAGACGACCCGCACCUGCAGCUGAUGCAGGUGGAGCCUGGCGCGGGCGGGUCCCCGGCCCGCCGCGUGCUGGACGACGGUGGCGCAGACGAGCGUCCGGCGGACGUCUCCGCGCUCCCCGAGCUCUCCCGCGCCACCAGGGCCGACGGCUCGGCGGGCCCAGGCGGCGUGAGGUGCACCUGCACGGCGUGA
Molecule: messenger RNA, 378 nt
Organism: Prorocentrum cordatum
Lineage: Eukaryota; Dinophyceae; Prorocentrales; Prorocentraceae
Source: the annotation of a GenBank genome assembly